This is a messenger RNA of Daucus carota subsp. sativus, 2079 nucleotides long. Its product is annotated as laccase-1. Lineage: Eukaryota; Viridiplantae; Streptophyta; Magnoliopsida; Apiales; Apiaceae. Gene Ontology annotation, biological process: lignin catabolic process. Gene Ontology annotation, cellular component: apoplast. The transcript is spliced from 5 exons. Bases 100 to 1827 code for a protein of 575 amino acids. The record is from RefSeq and is a predicted model, not a curated record. Gene Ontology annotation, molecular function: copper ion binding; hydroquinone:oxygen oxidoreductase activity.
CACCCUUGUCACUAGAGCGAGUGUUCUGUUUUGUUCUACUUAUCACAGCUACUGUUCUGUUUUGUUCUCUUUGAUAAGUAGGUGGUUUCUGUUCUCAGAAUGGAGUCGUCGCUGAUACUUGGAGUACUUCUAGUUCUGUUCAUCACCCUUCCGACUUCGUCGUGCUCCCCGAAAACCAGGCGUUUCGAGUUCAAUGUAGAAUGGAAAAAUGUAACACGACUAUGCAAUACGGUGAGAGUGCUAACAGUGAACGGAGAGUAUCCGGGGCCAACCAUAACGGUUUACGAAGGUGAUAAUGUGCAGAUUAAAGUCAAUAAUCGCGGUCCUGACAACACGACGAUACACUGGCAUGGAGUAAAGCAGCUGAGAACAGGAUGGGCUGAUGGACCUGCUUAUGUGACUCAAUGCCCCAUCACACAAGGCAACUCAUACACAUACAAGUUCACCGUGACUGCCCAAAGAGGCACCCUCUGGUGGCAUGCCCAUUAUUCAUGGCAGCGCGCCACCGUCCACGGCGCUUUCAUCAUUAAACCUCGAAAGCCUUAUCCCUUUCCAGCUCGAAUCCGCGAAGAAAUUCCUAUAAUACUAGGUGAAUGGUGGAAUGGACCUGUUCAAGCUAUUGAAGAUUAUAUGAAAUUGACUGGUGAUGGCCCUAAUUCUUCAAAUGCCUACACUUUUAAUGGCUUGCCAGGAUCACUUUAUCCCUGCUCAAACAAAGACACAUUUGUUCAGAAAGUCGAAGGAGGCCAGACGUAUAUGCUUAGAAUAAUCAAUGCAGCUCUCAACCAGGAAUUAUUCUUCACAGUAGAGAAUCAUACCAUGACGGUUGUAGAAGUGGAUGCUACUUACACUAAACCUUUCACCACAACCGCGAUAAUGAUCACGCCUGGACAGACCACGACUGUUUUGCUUGCAACAGAUCAAAAACCUGGUUCAACCGGCAUGUUUGUGAUGGCUGCAAGGCCUUACCUUACAUCACUCUUCCCCUUCGACAAUUCCACCAGUAUAGGAUUUUUGAAGUACAAAGCCUCAGGAACCUUAAAGCUUAAGCCUCAAACACCUUCUCUUGGUUAUAUUCCUUCUAGUCUUCCCAAAAUGGAAGAUACUGUGUUUGCCACAAAAUUCACAGAUAAUCUUCGAAGCCUUGGGACUACAGAGUACCCCUGUAAUGUGCCAAAACAGAUAGACAAACGCGUGAUAACAACUAUAAGUCUGAACCUCCAGGAUUGUCCGAAGAAUAAAACCUGCAAGGGGCUUUAUGGGAAGAUAUUCUCUGCUUCGAUGAACAACAUUUCAUUUGUUCGCCCAAAAAUGUCGAUACUGGAAUGUCAUUACAAGAACCUUAGCAACAGUGGCAUAGACAACAAUUUUCCAGAGAAGCCACCAAAUGCUUUUGAUUACACUGGUGUGGAUGCGUUGAGCGAAAACAUGAACUCAGAGUUUGGUACUAAGAUUUUGGCAGUGCCCUAUGGGACAAAGCUCGAAAUUGUUUUGCAGGAUACAGGGUUUAUGAAUUUGGAAAACCAUCCAAUCCAUAUUCAUGGGCACAACUUUUACAUUGUGGGGACUGGACUAGGCAACUUCAAUCCUGCCAAGGAUCCGGCUAACUACAAUCUUGUUGAUCCUCCAGAAAGGAACACUGUGGGAGUUCCUAUGGGGGGUUGGGCUGCACUUCGAAUCAAUGCAGACAAUCCAGGAGUAUGGUUCAUUCACUGUCAUCUCGAGGAACACACUAGUUGGGGUCUGGCUAUGGGCUUGAUGGUAAAAAGUGGUUCAAAGCCAUCUCAGUGCAUGCUUCCUUUACCUGAUGAUUUUCCCUCCUGCUAAAACAGUAAUACUCUUUGAUAGAAAAUGCAGACAAAGGCGGAUCUAGGAAAGGGUACGGGCCUGGGAUAUGCAUCCCCGGAAAAAAAAUGAAAAAUAUUUCCUGAUCUGCCCUUCAAUGCAAAUGAUUUUGAGGGACUGAAACAAGAUAGUUACUUGUAAGUAAUAGUGAAUUGGUUUUCUGCUGUAUUUUAGUUUAGUAUACCGCAUAUAGAAUGUACUUUGAAUAAAAUCUUGAAUUGUUAUGUAGAAUAA